Molecule: messenger RNA, 1744 nt
Organism: Phialemonium atrogriseum
Lineage: Eukaryota; Fungi; Ascomycota; Sordariomycetes; Cephalothecales; Cephalothecaceae
Product: FAD dependent oxidoreductase
Exons: 1
Coding region: 265-1506 (413 amino acids)
Biological process (GO): retrograde transport, endosome to Golgi
Cellular component (GO): cytoplasm; late endosome
Molecular function (GO): oxidoreductase activity
Source: RefSeq, a predicted model, not a curated record
GAGUUCUGAUUUGCUAGAAAAUUGUAUCCUGAAUGCAUUGAUUGGAUCACAAAUUUAUAUGCCGAAAUCUUCUCAGAAAAUAUGGAAGUGGGGGACAGCUCUGCUUAGUAAGUUUACUGUUGAGACCUACCCUGCUGCCUCACCUCUCACCUAUGACAUCAAUGUCUCCGUCUGUCCUACCUACCUAAAUUAUGGGGCCAUGUUCCUUGCGCAGUCAACGGACUCGCUUUUACAAGUGUCGCGAUCACUACCGGUCCCGCCAGGAUGUCCGCUACCGUGAUCCUCGGUGCCGGUAUCAUCGGUGUAUCAACUGCUUACUACCUCUCCGAGCAUCAGCCCCCGUCGAGUGUUCACUUGGUUGAUCCUUCCCCCAAGCUGUUCUCAUCUGCCUCUGGGUUUGCAGGCGGUUUCUUAGCUGAAGACUGGUUCUCCCCUGCUGUAGCUUCCCUGGGCGCGCUAAGCUUUCAGCAACACCGGAAACUAGCAGAGAGCAGAGGCGGAAGACAGAAAUGGGGGUAUUCGACGAGCACCUCGGUCGGUUACACCGCAGCUACCAGGGACGGGGUCUCCAAAGCGAGAGUCGAUGACUGGCUUCGACGCGGGGCAAGCCGCGCCGAGACCGCUACGGCAGUCGUCGAUGACCUUGCCGGGAGGUCUCCCCCUUGGCUCCGGAGGAAGGCGGGUGAUUGCAUCGAGAUGCUCGGCAAGGAUGGGACAACCGCUCAGUUAGAUCCCCUUGAACUAUCGCAGUUCCUACUCCAGGAAUGCCUCAAUAGUGGCGUGCAGCUACACCACCCAGCGACAGCGCUAUCUGUCAGGACAGACGCCGUCCGCGGCGAACUGGCGAGCAUCCGCAUCGCCGCCACCCAGUCGUCCACCGAGACGGACAUUCCGUGCACUAGGGUUAUCAUCGCGGCGGGGGCCUGGUCGGCGCAGGUGUUCGAGACCCUUUUCCGCCAUUCCCAACUCAAGCUCCCGAUCUUGAGCUUGGCUGGGCAUUCCUUGGUCGUUGCUUCCCCGCGAUGGACCAAGGAGCUUGAGGACGCGGGAUGCCAUGCCGUCUUCACGACCAGUGGCCCAGGGUAUUCGCCCGAGAUCGUCUCCAGGAUCGGAGGCAACAUUUAUAUUGCCGGGCUGAACUCUUCGGCCAUCCCCCUGCCCGAACCCGCGGGCCCGGCCAAGGCCCAGGAGGCAUCCAUAGCCCGCCUGAAGCAGAGUGCCAAUGAGUUGUUGGGCUCAGACGCCGGCCACGACGAUCUCGAGAUUUUGAGAGAAGGGCUAUGUUUCCGCCCGGUGACACCGUCCGGGAAGCCCAUCAUCUCGCGGAUCCCGGAUGAACACCUUGGUAUUGGAGUCAACACUAGGGCCGGGGCGGACGGCGGGGUCUAUGUCGCGGCCGGGCAUGGUCCGUGGGGCAUCAGCCUCAGCCUGGGGACGGGCAUGGUCCUGGCCGAGAUGGCGCAGGGACGGACUCUAAGUGCGGAUGUCAGUGCCUUGGGACUGUGACAGCUGGAGAGCAAGUGCGGAGUUCUGCUUUGCGUGGAUAUGGGUUCCUCUAGUGAUGCAAGAUAAUAAAAAUAUCGUCAAUGUCAUUGCCACAUAUAUAUUAACCUUGGGACAAGUAAUCGUUCUGCCGUAUCUUCUCUGGUCUCCCCGGGCUCCGUGCCCUGCUCAGAGAACGGGUCCGUGCCCCGAGAAACUCUCCGGCACCGUAGCCCGCGCAGCCCGCCUCUGGAAAGAUUUC